AUUAAUAAUUUUUUCAAAAAGCCUAAAGAGGUCUCUAGUCUUCUUUGAAUUUGCCUCGUGGUGUCAGCCUGAAAUCUGAAUUCCCCUUUUCAGCAAAAACACUCCAUCAAGAUGGGUAAAGUUAAGUGCUCAGAACUCCGCACCAAGGACAAAAAAGAGUUGCAAAAACAACUUGGUGAUUUAAAAACUGAAUUGACCAAUUUAAGAGUUGCCAAAGUAACCGGUGGUGCUCAAUCAAAAUUAUCAAAAAUAUGUGUUGUACGUAAAGCAAUUGCCCGUGUAAAUAUUGUUAUGCAUCAAAAACAAAAAGAAAAUAUUCGUCUUCUUUAUAAAAAUAAAAAAUACAAGCCUCUUGAUAUUAGACCAAAAAAGACAAGAGCAAUCCGCAGAAAAUUGACUCCAUUCCAAGCUGGUCUUAAAACACUUAAGACUGUCAGGAAAAUGUCAGCCUGGCCACAAAGAAAAUUUGCACUCAAGGCCUAGGUUAACAAUUAUUUCUUAAUUCAAUAAAGAAAUAUUAAAAUAUA
Aphidius gifuensis is the source of this 527-nucleotide messenger RNA. RefSeq names its product 60S ribosomal protein L35-like. The record is from RefSeq and is a predicted model, not a curated record. The transcript has 3 exons. Gene Ontology annotation, biological process: maturation of LSU-rRNA from tricistronic rRNA transcript (SSU-rRNA, 5.8S rRNA, LSU-rRNA); translation. Bases 112 to 483 code for a protein of 123 amino acids. NCBI's taxonomy places the organism in Eukaryota, Metazoa, Arthropoda, Insecta, Hymenoptera, Braconidae. Gene Ontology annotation, molecular function: mRNA binding; structural constituent of ribosome. Gene Ontology annotation, cellular component: ribosome; cytosolic large ribosomal subunit.